Molecule: messenger RNA, 1855 nt
Organism: Aphanomyces astaci
Lineage: Eukaryota; Oomycota; Saprolegniomycetes; Saprolegniales; Verrucalvaceae
Exons: 9
Coding region: 17-1675 (552 amino acids)
Biological process (GO): establishment of meiotic spindle localization; spindle organization; mitotic cell cycle
Cellular component (GO): spindle pole
Molecular function (GO): protein binding
Source: RefSeq, a predicted model, not a curated record
CGAGUUUUUCGCGACGAUGACGGCCGAGGCGGUCGACAUUGCCACCGUGCCAUGCUUUGUCGGUAUCGAGGAGACGCACGUGACGUUCAUAUCUCAGAGUCGCCUCACUUCGUCAGAUGUCCUCGCCAUCACCAUCACUACCAUGAAGCGCAUGUUGCCACAAACGCUGCUUCCACGGUCAAUGUCCAAUGGCCAAAUGAAACUAUCCCUCCCAGCCGCGCCAGUGACGUUGUCGAUUCCUCGCAAACGCAUGAACAAGAUUCUACAUGCCGAGCGAGACGCGUUCAUGAAGAAGCUGUACGCGGAGCGGUCUACACGAACGAUGUUGGAAUGUUGGGCUGCCAUCAGAAUCCAAGCGCUCUUUCGCGGGUACCGCGUGCGACCACAUGCCAAGACGAUCUACGACAACCGCCGCGCCAACUUGCCCGCUGUCAUUCGAAAAGAGCUCCACGAGAUGCACCAAAACCUGCCGAGUCACGUCGUGGAGACCAAAAUCACCGAUCCAUGGCGACAAGAUAUCGGUGUCCGUGCCCACGGGAAACGUGAAGCCAAACACCGCCGAGACAGACUACAUCAUGCUGCGACCGUCAUCCAGGCCUGCGUCAAGCGCUUCCUGGCUCGUGUUGCGUUUAUUCACCUCACAUCUCGACACAUUGACGAAUUGGUGCUGUGGUCAGUCAUCGUCGUCCAGGCGGCAUAUCGGGGCUAUAGCGUUCGCAAACGAGUGGCUGCUAUGCUUACGCAGUUGCGUGAGGUGUCGGCGAUUAAGAUCCAGUCGCUCGUGCGCGGUGUCCUGGGCCGAGAGCGGGUGGCUCUGCUGCAUCUAGAGCGAUUUGCCGCCCAAGGCGAGGAACCUCGACGCGACUAUUCAGGCGCCACCGCGGCCACGACCAUCCAACGGCUUGUGAGGGGGCGCAAAGGUCGCAAGUCCGUCGACCGACUUCGCCAGGGUCGAUGGAUGGUCAAGUUGCAGCGAAUCGCGGGAGGGCAUCUGGACGACCGAAAGUCGCUGAUCCAUCAACACAGCCUUGUGCUGGUUGACUCGGGGGUGAUGACGAUCGAGCCGCGCCCGUCGCUGAGACCGCCGCUGAACAUCAACACGACGCAUCUACACCAAGACGUGGCUGCGACAAAGUUGCAGGCGUUUACAAGGGGAUCGCAAACCCGGCAGCGACGGAGGAGCGGGAGGGUCAUGGGACCUCCCAAACUUCCACGUGCGUCAUCUAAAACAAACCUCCUCGGAGAGAUGAGGAAGAAUGUGUAUUCGGUAGAGGACACCGCCGUGGCGGCAGCGAUGUUGGAGGACGUGCAUGCAGCAGAAUUCCGACACCGGGCUCAGCGGCAAAGCAUGGCGUCGUUGCUACCCAAAGCUGAGGUGCUGGUGCAGGGAACGGUGGGCCAAGGGCGACCUAAGACGUUGACCUCCACCCGACCGAACAAGACUGCGCCCAUCUUGCCUCGCACGGAAGAAACAGAGUUCCACAUGUAUGCUCCCGUUGAAAAGUUGGUCAAGCGGUGCCCGUCCACCGCGGCCAAGGUCAAGUUGCCUGACGAAGUGGACGCAGCUCUGGAAGCAGCGACGAAGAUUCAAGCUCUGGUUCGGGGAUCUAUGGCUCGAUCAAACACAAAGGACAGCAAAAAGUUGUCCCGUGGGGUAGUCGUGGGUCGGCACUGAGAUGAGCAGAGCGAGGACAUGAUAGUUUUGUGCUGUACAAGCCUCUAUUUAAACAGACACAAGACUAGUCGACCAGUCGCUGGGACUUGACGUUUUCUCGUGCUGCCCGCAUGAGUCUACAAAGAUUCACCAUGAGUACGUCAGACAUUGUUAAUCACGUACUUGGUUCGUUGGGACUUG